AUUUUAAAAAAAUAUUAAAAAAAACCCAAUAAAUCAUAGAUGCACUCACUAAUAUUCUGGGGAAAAUCCAGCUCAAUUGAAGCAAAGAAUUGUGAGAUAUUGACAGUUCCAGUUGGCUGCUGAUGCGGCAAGUUUUUCUUGCCGUGAUGCACUUACAAACUGGACCCACUUGUCAGAAAUCAUGUCAACACAUCCAAAUGGUGGAUUAGACCUAGUUGCAACGAAUUACCCCAAUAUGUGGUGUUUUGUGCAACAAAUCUGUAAAGUAGGUGUUCUAUGCAAAACUAGCACCAAAAGUAGGUGGUUUGUGCAAUUUCCUCGAGUCCUAGACAUGUCGUUUCCCUAGGGCUCUGUGCAAGAUCAGGUGACGGAAUGUCUCUGGGAUCAAUAAUUUUGUCCCUUACCGGGUCUGGGUCUGGGUCUGGGUCUGGACUCUCGGAUCAUCCGGAACCCAAACAUGUUCUUGUUGGAGAAAAGCAACCAUGGAAAAGGUGAACGAGGAUACAUUCUCGUGUCUUGUGCGUUUCUAUUGGCGAAACGAUUUUCCUUCGUGUCACACUGCCUUAUGGAAUCGCUCUGGAAAAUAUAUAUUUUUAGAAAACGAUUAAAAAAAUAAAAAAUGAAGCACAGUAGGAAAGUUGUAAGUACUGAUUUCCCACUGGCAACGAGAAUCACCAUUUACCAUAGCUUAAAAAUUCAAAAUUUCAAAAGUUGUAGUAGAGGACAGGAAAGGAAUGACUGCUCCGGUUUGGAUCACAGCUAGCAAACGGGCCCAGCUCCCCCCGAACCAUAUAGGACUAGAAAAUCUCGCCCUCCUCUCCGCCCACCCACCUCUCUCUCUCUCUCUCUCUCCUCGCAAGUUGCGAUUCCCAUAUCCCAAUGCCACCUCGCAAUUAACACCUCCUGCGGCGGCACACAGCCUGCCUCCACCCCCGCCCUGCCAUCGCCCCCCGGCCGGCGCCCAUGACGUCAUCGUCGUCGCACCACCACGACGCCUCCUCGGCCACCUCCACCCCCCGCGCCGGGGCCGGCAGCACCAUCAGCAGCAACGGCAACGGCGGCGGCGGCGGCCACCACCACCCGCCUCCUCCGCGUGCGCAGCCGCACGGGGCCGCGUUCGUGCGCCUCAUGUGCAGCUUCGGCGGCCGCAUCCUGCCGCGCCCGGGUGACCACCAGCUCCGCUACGUCGGCGGCGAGACCCGCAUCGUCUCCGUCCCGCGCACCACCUCCCACGCCGUCCUCUUCGCCGCGCUCGCCAAGCUCGCCCCCGCGCUCUUCGUCCCCGGCGAGCCCACCCCGGCGCUCCGGUACCAGCUCCCGCACGACGACCUCGACGCGCUCAUCUCCGUCUCCUCCGACGACGACGUCGACAACCUCAUGGAGGAGCUCGACCGCGUCCACAGCCUCGCCGCCACCGCCAUCAAGCCGCCCCGCCUGCGCCUCUUCCUCUUCGCCGCCUCGCCGGACCACUCCCCUGCGGGCGCGUUCGGCUCCGUGCUCUCCGGCGUCGGCGACGCCUCCUCCGACCAGUGGUUCGUCGACCAGCUCAAUGCCCCGCCGCCCGGUUCCAUCGAGCGCGGCCGAUCCGAGGCCUCCUCGAUCGUCUCGGAGGUCCCGGACUACCUCUUCGGCUUCGACACGACCUCCGAGGAGCCCAGCCCCGGCGCGGGCGCGCAGCCCAAGUCUGACGCGGAGGUGGCGCAAGGCGACGACGACGACGACGCGCCGGCUCCCGUGCUGGGCGCUCCUCUGGUGCCAUACGUCCCGGAGAGCGCCCCGUGGCCGGCCCCGCCGCCACCGUACAUGGGGCAGCCGGUGUACUACGUGCCUGUUCGCCCGGUCCACUACCUCGACGCGGCUGGGCACGGCGGCUACAUGCCCGGGCCGGUUUACCACAUUGUCGGUGGGGGGAGAAACGAAGCCCCGGGAGAUCUCUACUCGUCUGGGGGCGUCGGUGGCGUCUACGGCGUCCCGCGCUCCAUGCCGCCAUUCCGUCAGGUGAUGUACGCGCCGCCACCCGCCACGGAAGUCUACUCGGUGGAGGGGAAGCCGCCGGAAGGUGAGUCCCACUCUCCGUAGGCGCAAGGGGAGGAAGAGCCAUGGCCGCAUGGGCUGUUCCUGCAGCUGGUUCAUUCUGAUGAUCGCUUAUAUCUGAGCUAAGAUUUUUGCAUUGCCGUGGUAAAUGUUCACUGUUUCUGCUGGGGUUACUCUUGGUAGCUGUAUAGGUGAGGGAGGUGGAGGAUGGAUGGGUCAUGGAUAUCACAAUUUUCGUCGAGUGAAAUAGAUUCUUGAAUUGUUAUUAUGUGAGUACAUUUGGUGUGAUUAGUACUAGUAGCAGGUUACUGUAAUGUGGGAUUGGAUUCAUAUAUAUUCUACUAGAAGAUUUUUUAUCUGCGAAACAGAAUGUUUCUGCAUUUUGUAUUCAUAAUAUGCUUGAUGCUGGAUGUAUCAUGGCCCAUGAAUGUCCUAUAUAUCUACUCUAGCUUUGAUGCGAAUGUUUGCAUA
Messenger RNA from Triticum aestivum (bread wheat), 2505 nucleotides. RefSeq lists its product as uncharacterized. The record is from RefSeq and is a predicted model, not a curated record. The transcript has a single exon. The coding region runs from base 964 to 2079 and encodes 371 amino acids. Gene Ontology annotation, molecular function: protein binding. Lineage: Eukaryota; Viridiplantae; Streptophyta; Magnoliopsida; Poales; Poaceae.